GCCAUGUAAAUAAGAAGAGCUUGAUAAUGUCAGUGUUACAAAAAAACAGAGAUGUCCUUCUCAAGGAGAUCAGAGUGGCGAAAGUGUUGCCGGUGCUGCGAAAACAUCUCCCGGAGCACCUGAUUGGUGAGAUCGAAAAUCAGCUCACUAUCAGAAGGAAGAACGAAAAGAUGUUAGAUAUUUUGAGGAAGCGAGAUGACGGAACAAACCUUCUCAAGAUGGCCCUGGAAUUCUCUUAUCCCAAUCUCAUGCACAUAUUUGACGAUACGAGUUCAGAGGACGAGAAUGCGCCCCCACGACCUCCACCCCCAAAAGCAUCACCCAAAAAGAGCCUGUCCAGAGGAAUUUCAGAGGAUUUGUUCAAAAACUCAGCUCGGCCCGGUGACUACAAAGCAAACAAUAGCAACAACACUAGUAAACCGGAAACUGUUGUUCCUAAAGUUAUGCCCAAGCCUAAAAUUACUCCAAAACCCAAAGUUGUGAUCACUCCCCGACACCUUGCUCCAACUUCUAAUGGUGCACCGGCUCCAGUGCCAAAUAAAGAAGAUGACAAUCGUAUCAAAGAACUGCAAGCUGAAAAUGGGAAACUAAAAAAAGAAAUAGAAGAUAAGAACAGCAAGUUAGCUGGAUUGGAAAAGAUCAAAGCCGAUACCGGGUCGGCCCGAGAAUUAGGCCGACUGAAAACUAAAUACGAGAACCUUGAACGGGAAAAAGAUAUGGUCGUCACAGAAAAAUUGGCAAUGGAAACAGAACAAAGUAUAAUCCUAAAAGAGAACGAGUUCUUGAAGAAGAUGAAAGCGUCAGCAGUAAGUAAGAGGGAAGCUGUCCAACAUUUGGAGGACAAAGAUUUGGCUGAACAAGCGAGGGAUGAAGCUUUGAGAGAAAAUCAGAAGCUCAAGCGAGAGAUGGACGACUUACAGCGCCAAGUUGGUGAUGUUACCUACCAGAAAGAUAUCCGCGAAGAUGAGCGGAGAAGAGAAGCCCGUGAUAAAGCUAGACUGGAGAAGGAAUGUGAAUCUCUUAGAGAAGAGCUCCAAGAGGAGAGGAAGCACGCUACGAAACUGUCCAGUAGUUCAGUGACACUGUUGCAGUACGAGAAGCUACAAGAUGAGCUCGAUAACACGAGAAAAGAGGUGAAAUCUGCAAUAAGAGAAAGGGAUGCGGCUGUUCAAGAUAAGAAUACUCUGCUGAUGGAGCGCAAGUCAGGAGAGUCUGCAGAGAUCAGGAAUCUUCAAGAGAAACUCUCGCAGUUAAACCAAAAUGUCGCUAAAAUAACCGAUGAGAAGAACAACAUCGCGUUUGAGAAUGCAAUGGUAACAGACCAGCUAAAUGCCACUGUUGCUGAAGCAGAUGAACUGAAGAACGAGAGGAAACAGUUAAUCGAGCAAAACGAUCUGAUGAGAAGUGAUAUUGAGCAUCUGUUGAAGGAAAGAGAGGAGAUUAUGGAUGAGUUAGAGGAGACUAAGAAAGCUAUGAGCGGCACUUCUGGAGAGAAAGAAGAGGCAAUCGCAGCAUUGAGACAGAGCUUGAACAAUCAGCAGAGUAUCUCUGAUACAUUUGAGGCUAAGUUCAACGAGACAGAACGAAAGCUCAUUUUGUUGGGCCAGGAAUUCAAAACGGUUGCGGAGAGAGAAGAAGCAUUAGUUGGGGACCGAGACACGUUACAACAAAACUUAGACACUGUCCAAGGGAAACUAGAUCAGUUGACCCAGGAGAGGAACACUGCAAUGAGUGAUUACGACCAGAUUUACAAAGAAUGCGAGGAGCUCAAGAGAGACACGGUGGCUGCAGUGGAUGACAAGGAAAUGAUCGCCGCUGAUCACCAGCAGGCACUGGACGAGAUAGAGAAGCUUCACAACCACAUUGCACAGUUGGAGCGUGCUCCACAACAACAACAACAACAACAACAACAACAACAACAACAACAACAACAACAACAACAACAACAACAACAACAACAACAACAACAACAAGCUCCUCCACCAGUAGCAGUUGAGGUUAUACGAUCAGUGGCAGCAGCACCUGAGCGUGUUGCCUCCCCACCGCCAGCACCUGCUUCUUUUGUUCCUGAAGACGAGGACUUCAUUGAGGACAGAGAUUGGAGAAGUGAGAUCAAGGUUAUCUUGCUGAACAAAGCUCAGCACAAAGCUAGAUCCUUUGGCUUUACCAUUGGAGGUGGUAUUGAUAACCCCCAUUAUAAGGAUAAUCCUGAGGACUCACAUAUCUACGUGUUACGAGUCCAGACAAACGGAGUCGCGGACGGAGUCCUGCACCGUGAUGAUGCUAUACUUUCUGUCAACGGUAACGAUCUCUCUAAAGUAAAGCACGAGUACGCAGUCAGCACCCUCACCAGUUCAGGAGAGUGUAUUGAGUUGGUCAUUAGGAGGAAGUUCGUUCCGGAGCUCAUCAAGAUCAUCAACCUGUCGCCAUUCCUAGACAGAGGGCUAGGUUUUAGUAUCAUCGGUGGUAAGAGUGAAGAUGUGACCCAGGAUCCUGGUAUAUACAUCGCCAAGGUCCUGCCUGGUGGAGCCGCUGAAGCUGAGGGUAUUCUCGACAAACAGGACAGAAUACUGACCAUUAACGGAUCUUACGUGGUGAAUGUGAGCCGCAAAUAUGCGGAGGGUUUGUUGAGUAACCUGGAUGAUCAGUGUGUACUGAGAGUGGUAAAGCCUUUCUCCACUCUACCCUAUGAUAUAGAUGAUGUAGAUAACGUAGAUGGUGCAAUGCCAGGUCCAGCUAGGGACUAUAAGAGAGGUCGCUCCACGGAGGAUCUCAGACGACCUAUGUCACCUGAUCAGGACUUAUUCGGACCACCUGCUAACUUCAAGGAUACACGUGGUAUGAACAGAGCUGGAUCUACUCCGCAGCUCCACGAUGAUCGGCUCUAUCAGAAUCACAUGCCACCUCCAGUAGACCCACUUAAGAGGUCUUCAUCUCAAGGACAUCUGUUGAAAAACAGACCUGAAGCGGGACAUGAUCUACAGCGAUCCAGAUCGCAGGACUGGGCUCCUCCCCAUAUGAUGGAUCCUAGGAAUUUCGCGCCGUCUUAUGCCAUGCGCCGUAUUAACAUCAGGCGACCUAAUGCUCAAACAUCUCUCGGAUUGGAAGUUUACACUGCAACUUCGGGACAGAGCGGUAUAUUUGUAAACAAAUUAGACAAACUAGGCCUCAGCUUCAAAUCAGGACUACGAUGUGCGGAUCAAAUUCUUGAGGUCAACGGCAGGAAUCUGCGGAAUGCAACUCACGACGAAGCUGUCGGUAUUCUCUCUUCAAGCGUAAACUUGAAUCUAAUCUGCCAACAAAAUCCUAAGCAGUUCGGAGAGAUGCAUCAAAGCAUGAGAAGCGGUUUCUUUGUACGAGCUCUCUACUCGUUCAGCUUAGGUCUGGACUCAGGGCUGAGUUUCAAAGAAGGUGAUGUGUUCCAUGUAGUAGAUCGCGAGAGUAUGGAGCAGGAAGGCUGGUGGCUAGGGCUACUACUGCGCGGCGCCACUGCAGUGCAAUGUGGUGAGAUCCCAUCCCACCACCGCGCAAUCCAGUUCAUUCAACAGAAGUUCGGUCCUCCCGCAGACCAGCAAGGAGGGAGAAAGGGCAAGAAGUCUCUGCUAGGGGGUGUGUUUAAGAAGGGAGAUGGUUUGAGUCAGUCUGGAAGUGUAGACGAUCAGCUUAACGCUAGUGAUAUCAUCCCUUACGAGCCAGUACUCAGGAAGGAUCUCAGCUUCUGUCGACCCAUUAUUAUUCUUGGGCCCCUGACAGAGCUAUUGAACGACCGUCUUGUUAACGACUGUCCCGAAAUGUUCAACAGAUGCAUUCUGUAUACGACAAGACCGCCAGACAGAGACGAAGUUAACGGUCGUGACUUCUGGUUUGUCUCGCAGCAACAAAUAGAAGAUAUACAAGCUGGUAGAGAAGACGACAAGUUUGUGGAAUGCAGACACAUCAGCGGACACACAUAUUACUACAGCGGCAACGCUAUUAAAGAGGUAGCAAAAGCGAACAGGCACUGUGUGCUAAACGUCGGCAUACACUCCAUAGACAGACUGCAUUCGGUCGAUCUCUUCCCUAUCGUAAUAUUCGUCAAGUUUAAAUCAGCUCAAGACAUCAGACAGCAGUUUAAUGAGCGCUGUUCGAUUGAGCAAGCGCAGAAAGUCUUUGAAAAAGCGGUCAAGUUGGAACGCGGUUUCAGCGAUAAAUUUAGUGCAACGUUUAGUGGGGUUUCUAUGGAGGAAGUGUUCCUGAAAAUCAAAGACUAUAUCCGUGACAAUGCAGCAAACGUCAUGUGGGUUCGGCAGAGCAAUCAAUGAAUAAUAAUGCGAUAGAUACUAUCGUUUAAAGACCAUAUUUGGCGGGACAAUAUCUGGUGAUAACCAUAUUUGGAGAUGUCAAUCGCGUCAUUAUGUUGCCAUCACUAACUCUGCCUCUCAUAAGCAUGCUGCUCGAUUUCUUUCAUUCUUCAGUCCUUGUUAUAAAACCGAAUAAUAUUAAUAUCAUUUUUAUGUUGAUUACAUUUACAUGGUAAUUUGUGUGUAGUAGAGUUAUAUUCAGUAACAGAUUGAUAGAGAAAUUCUACCAAACCAAAUGGUUUAAUAUUUAGAUUUAUUGUUUUAAGUUUUACCCCUACAAUUCAGAUAAUUUUCAUCAUCGAGUUUUACAGAUUAUUUAGGGCUACGUUGAAUACCGUUUCUCAAAAUUUCGGGUUUCAGACUUCAUUUUUAGAAUUUCAGACAGAUUAAUUUGAUUUAAAUGACUUCUUAACAUAAUAUUCGUUGUUACACCGUGUUUCACGUUUUCAUCGAGUUUGAAUUCUAUGAUAGCUUGUCAAUACAUUUUUAUAUAAUAUAUAUUAUAUCAAUCGUGAUUUAUAUUGGUAAAGUUUAGGAUUAGUUGUUAGCAUAUGCGUAUGAUUCUUUGAAUGAAACUAUAUUUGAAAUAGAGCUGGUUUUAAGAUAACAAUUUUAUCAUAAUUAUAUCCAAAAUGUUUUGGACAUUAAGCUGAUUUUUGUUUGAGAUUCAUUAUCGUCAUUUAACACAUGGUGAGAUGAGGACAGUUGACUU
Molecule: messenger RNA, 5052 nt
Organism: Bolinopsis microptera
Lineage: Eukaryota; Metazoa; Ctenophora; Tentaculata; Lobata; Bolinopsidae
Product: protein scribble homolog
Exons: 14
Coding region: 27-4301 (1424 amino acids)
Biological process (GO): negative regulation of hippo signaling
Cellular component (GO): plasma membrane
Molecular function (GO): protein binding
Source: RefSeq, a predicted model, not a curated record